AUGAGUCAAUCUGUGGGAUUUAAUUGGGGAUUCAAGCCUAACUCAAGCCCGACCUGCCAAUCACAAUCGAAUUCAUGGAAAAUUACAAAAUCAAGGCCAAAGAGACGACUAACGAAUGAGGAAUUCACCACAACCAGCCCCACGGGGGGAAAGUGUCGACUUAACUCUAAGCGAAAAGUUGCUACGCCUGCCAUUCGUGGACAAGCACUACCCUUAUCGAGAGCCGUAGAAAUGAUGGACAGGCAGGGCCUGCAAUCGACGCUUUUGGAAUUAUUGAAACUUCACCCUGAAAUACAGAGCACAUUUAUGGCCAUCCAGCCUGCCAGCCGCAAUGUGGAUCAAUAUCUAGAAGUCUUGAAAAACAAACUAGAACUGGUUUAUGCGAAUGUGCCGUAUUCGAAGCGUUGCGAUGAAUUUGACGGGGGUUUGAACGACUACGCUUUUGUUCGUGUAAAGUCGCACGUAAUAGAGUUUUUGAACUGUCUUGUCGAUUGUUUACUAGAGAGCAUUCCUCCGCAAACCACCAACUUGAUGCAUUCAUUGAAGGUUCUCGACUUGGCUACUGAACUCCUGAGUCAGGUUCCUCAGUUUUCUACUGCUAGCAACAACUACUACAAAAACGUUUGCUAUCAACAGGUUGCUGAGAUUUGGGUUACGGUAGUAAAAGAGGUGACUGAGGAUAUUACUUUUUCAGCCUCUCAGACUAACCUUCUGCAUUGGCUCCAGCGUUUACAGGAGCAUAACGGCCAGUCCCAGGGCAAACUUACGAAACCUCUAUCGUUACUCAAAGGGUUUCUAGAUCGUUUAGACACUUUGGAAACUCAAGCAUCUACUCCACAGGAUCAGCAAAAUCCUACCAUAUGGAGCAACAUUGUAUGA
Molecule: messenger RNA, 879 nt
Organism: Lachancea fermentati
Lineage: Eukaryota; Fungi; Ascomycota; Saccharomycetes; Saccharomycetales; Saccharomycetaceae
Source: the annotation of a GenBank genome assembly